AUGAGCAAGAUGGCGGCGGUCGUGGAAAGUGGAGAAGAUGCAUUUAAGCAACUUUUCAAGUUUUACAAGCGCAGAAAACCUCCGCCAGACUUCAGCGACGUGAUCGACUUCUCUGAGCACCGUUGUACUGGAAAGGUGGUCCCGCUCAAACUGAACCCCUCUGCAGUCUGUGAUGCAGCAGCCUACAGAGUGGGUCUCCAUCCAGCCCGGGACUGGAGAGCCUAUGGCCUGCAAGGAUACCCAGGUUUUGUCUUUAUCUCAAACCCUUUUCGGAAAGGCUCUCAGCCCUUCUGGAUCCGACAGUGCCUCAAGACUUAUCCACAGAAGCCAAACGUGUGCAACCUGGACAUGCACAUGUCUCUGUGUGACACUCAGGACAUCUGGCAGCGCAGCGUGCACAGUCUCAGCUCACCGUCCCUUCCCAGACGCCAAGAGAAGAGUCUGUUGGAGCGACUGCGCUGGGUCACUUUAGGCUAUCACUACAACUGGGACACCAAGCUGUACUCUGCAGAGCACCACACCCCGUUCCCUUCUGACCUGGAGACCCUGUCGCAGCAGAUUGCUCUGGGCUGUGGCUUCAGCGACUUCGAGCCUCAGGCAGGAAUCCUCAACUACUACAGAAGCGACUCCUCUCUGGGCAUCCACGUGGACGAGUCUGAGCUGGACCACAGCCGCCCUCUCCUGUCGUUCUGUUUUGGGCAGUCGGCUGUGUUUCUCCUCGGGGGUACGCAGCGCCAGGACCCCCCCACAGCGAUGUACAUGCACAGCGGGGACGUGAUGGUGAUGUCGGGACAGAGCCGCCUUUUGUACCACGCCGUACCCCGGAUCCUCCCCGCCCCGCCGGCACUCCUGAGCCCUGAGCUCCAGAACCUCCCCGCCUCCACCCCCCCUGAGCAGCAGCAGCAGCAGCAGCAGGCCCCUCCCUCAGAGCUGGAGCCCGUGUCGGAGCAGGACUGGGCCGUCUGCCUGAGGUACAUCCAGAGCUCCAGGAUAAACGUCACCGUCAGACAGGUGCUGGGGGCCGGACAGAGCUUCCCACAGAGAUGA
Messenger RNA from Knipowitschia caucasica, 1047 nucleotides. NCBI's taxonomy places the organism in Eukaryota, Metazoa, Chordata, Actinopteri, Gobiiformes, Gobiidae. The record is from the annotation of a GenBank genome assembly.